UGAGGCAGGUCCAGAUAGUCGAUACGAAGCGUCCUUGCGCUGCCUGAGCAGCAGGGGGGGAUAGUCAAUUACAGUGCCUUGGCGCUAGGAGCUGAAUGGAGUCAGGGUCAAUUAAUUACAUGGGCCCUAAUGAGUGGGCUUAUUAGGGCCAACUGUGCUCGUACCAGAGGUUGUCAUGGCAACACAGAGGCCUAGGUUUUUGUGUUAAUCAGCCUAGUUGUCAAGGACAGUCUGUGGUUGUGUAGGGCAGGUAGGUAGGUACGGUUAGUGUAUAGUGGUGUUGAUAUUUUUUAUGUUUGGAUCGCCAUCGUGAAACACUGGUGUGUAACACGAUGUUUGGCAAUGAGUGUUUGUGUGUUUGCUGGUGAUUUCUGAGAACAGCACUAAUUAACCUCCGUGAGUGCUGCUGUGUGGCGUGUCCCCAGUGAGGAUUAGCUAUUAAUCAUGUUUAUCAAACAAACAUUUUAAUCUUACAGGCAUUUAACACAAAAUACCUUUCGUACAACCUAGACUUUUGGGUUUCUUGCCCUGUUUUUCAAAUUUGUCUGCUAAGGAUCUUUUUGUGAUAGUUGCACAGGGACAAUCACCAAGCAUAGGACUACAUUACUGGUUUUCCUGUUCAUUGUAAUGGAGGGAGAUGUAAAGGUCAUUUUGUUCGGUUCCUUCUGUUGGUCUCGGGGUGUUUUGUGAGAACCAGAAGAGCAGCAGUUGUGUUCUGUGGAACUGGAAAUUCAGUGAGCCACUCCAACUGCAGUUUUUAGCCCUGGCUCAGGGGCUUGUUUUGCCUGUUAAUCAGUGAUUAACUCAAACCGCUCCAAAACAACGAGGUCUCCACUCUGAUCUGUGGGGUAUUGCAUUAAGCUUGACCAUGGGAAAAAAGAUUAGCCAGCUUCCCGCGACUGAAAGCGUGGUGUGGGAUUGUACGGAGGUGGACUCGGCGCAGGGUUACGGAAGACUGUGGUGAGCUGUCCUCCAUGAAUGGCCCUCGGUAUCCAUCCCCUGCAGAGCUGGAUGCCUUUGCCCAGAAGACGGCCAGCAGCCCCCUGUCCAUCAAGAUCUUCCCAUCCAACAUCAGAGUGCCGCAGCACAAACAGCUGAACAGGACGGUCAACGGCCUGGACACCACAUGCACCCAGCACUACAGUCCCUACUCAGGAGCCUACCAGGGCCUACUGGGUGUUGUAAAGGCCUCCGUCUCCGUGGUCAAAGGCGUGCUGAAAAAUUCUGAGGGCAAGAGGACGAAACAUUCCCCCGCCCAAACUGCAGCGGCACCAUACAACCUUUUCUGUAACAACAGACACGGGCAGCAGAAGAGCUACCGCAUAGGCUCCUGCAAGCCUCAUGACGGGCCAAAUGUGUCUGUACCCUCUAAUAUCAUUGGGGCUGCGUCAGUCAUUCCCACCCCGGUAGAGCAGACUCUGGCCCCUCAGUCGGACCUGGACGUCCAGAGCCUGCUGAGGCAGAUAAACAGACACACCCACAGCCAGGCCCUGCAGCACGGGGGAGGGGCCCAGCCAAGCCCUUCCCUUCAGGCUGUGGCCGCUGUAGCCUGCUCAGACUCUGGCUUUACGCUGGGAGUAGCGCCCCAGAGCAGUCUGGCAUAUUCGGGGGCCGUGCUGCCCACCCAGAGUGCAGAUAUGGCCAAGGCUGGCUACCUGGACAGAGUGGAUUAUAGCACAUGGCAGCACAAACAACAGCAGCAGCACUAUCAACAUGGGGCGCUAAGGAUAUACAACAAUGCUCGGAUGGGCAGCGGGGGAGGUGCCGUGGUCAGCCGCUCUCCAGAGAAUUGUCUCCCUUUGGCCUGCUCGGCACAGCUCUCCUAUAGGCCUCACCCCCUCAGUGCAGGCACUAACGGGGCAGGAGCAGGGAUAGGGCAGGACCGGGUUAGCUCCUCCCCUCUGAACUGUGCUGCCAUGCAUGGGGAGUUCUCUGUGGGCCAGUACUUCGCCCCUCCCUGGAACAGUGUUCUGGUCACUCCGGACAGCGACUGUUACAACCCUCAGGAGCUGCUGCCUGGCUCCUCUAUUGUCCGGCCCAGAGACAUGGGGCUCUCCCACCCUCAUCCAAACCAUCACCCCAACCGCCAGCUCCACCCCCACCCUCACCCCCAGGCCUAUGCCACAGACCAAAGCCUGGGCCUCUGUUUUGGGCUGCCAAGCACCAGCCUGUGCCACGCCUCUGUGCUGAGCAGCAGCCUGCAGUCUCUGGAGUGCCUGAUCAGUGAGAUCCACCCACCCUGCAUUAAGGAGCGCAUGCUGGGACGAGGCUAUGAGGCGGUAGGGAUGCCCCAGCUACUGGACCACAACCUACAGCACACCCACAUUCAGCUGCCUGUGUUCCGAUAAGACGGGAUAUAUCCACACAGGGCAUACAGUGCCUUCGGAAAGUAUUUAGACCCCUUGACUUUUUUCCACAUUUUGUUACGUUACAGCCUUAUUCUAAAAUUGAUUUUUUUAAAUUAGCAACAUUUUUAAAAAAUGUUUCCAAAUGUAUAAAACUUUUAAGACAGAAAUAUUAUUUAUCUAGGUAUUCAGACCCUUUGGUAUGAGACUCGAAAUUGAGCUCAGGUGCAUCCUGUUUCCAUUGAUCGUCCUCGAUGUUUCUACAACUUGAUUUGUAGUAAAUUGUGGUAAAUCCACCUGUGGUAAAUUCAAUUGAUUUGGAAAGGCACACACCUGUCUAUAUAAGGUUGACAGUUGACAGGUCAUGUCAGAGAAAAAAACAAGCCAUUAAGUCAAAGUAAUUGUCCGUAGAGUUCUGAGACAGGAUUGUGUCGAGGGAAGGGUACCAAAAAAUGGCUACAGCAUUGAAGGUCCCCAAGACCACAGUGGUCUCCUUUUGUUCUUAAAUGGAAGAAGUCUGGAACCACCAAGACUCUUCCUAGAGCUGGCCGCCUGGCCAAACUGAGCAAUCGGGGGAGAAGGGCCUUGAUCAUGGAGGUGACCAAGAACCCGAUGGUCACUCUGACAGAGCUCUAGAGUUCCUCUGUGGAGAUGGGAGAAACUUCCAGAAGGACAACCAUCUCUGCAGCACUCCACCAAUCGGUCCUUUUAUGGUAGACUGGCCAGACGGAAGCCACUCCUCAGUAAAAGGCACAUGACAGCCCGCUUGGAGUUUGCCAAAAUACACCUAAAGGACUCUCAGACCAUGAGAAACAAGAUUCUCUGGUCUGAUGAAACCAAGAUUGAACUCUUUGGCCAGAAUACCAAGUGUCACGUUUGGAGGAAACCUGGCAGCAUCAUGCUGUGGGGAUGUUUUUCAGUGGCAGGGACUGGGAGACUGUGGCAGGGACUGGGAGACUGAACAGGAAAGAGGAAAAGAUGAACAGAGCAAAGUACAGAGAGAUCCUUGAUGAAAACCUGCUCCAGAGCACACAGCCAAGACAAUGCAGGAGUGGCUUCGGGACAAGUCUUUGAAUGUCCAUGAGUGGCCCAGCCAGAGCCCGGACUUGAACCCGAUCGAACAUCUCUGGAGAGACCUGAAAAUAGCUGUGCAGCGACGCUCCCCAUCCAACCUGACAGAGCUUGAGAGGGUCUGCAGAGAAGUGGGUGAAACUCACCAAAUACAGGUGUUCCAAGCUUGUAGCGUCAUACCCAAUAAGACUCAAAGCUGUAAUCGCUGCCAAAGGAUGUGUGUCCAAUGUGUCGGAGGAAACACUGUACACCUGGCGACCGUGUCAGCGUGCAUGCGUGUCACGCCAAAGGAGUCGCGAGAGCGCGAUGGGACAAGGGCAUCCCGUCGGCCUAGGUCUCCCGGUCUCGGCCGGCUGCGACAACCCUGUAUCGAACCAGGAUCUGUAGUAACGCAGCUAGCACAGCAGUGCCUUAGACCGCUGCGCCACUCAGAAGGCCCAUUUGCUAAACAUUAUAAAGAGCUAUUUUUGCUUUGUCAUUAUGGGGUAUUGUGUGUAGCUUGAUGAGGGGGAAAAAACGAUUUAAUCAAUUUUAGAAUAAGGCUGUAACAACAAAAUGUGGAAAAAGUCAAGGGGUCUGAAUACUUCUUGAAAGCACUGUAUACUGUAUAACAGUAAAUAUGCUGUAUAACAGGAACUCUAUGGAUGCAGCGUUUCAUUUUGAAGCGACCACCUCAGAAUGAGAAAUGUACAGUACCUUUUAUUUAGUGUGUGUGUGUUGUAUUGGUAGAGGGCUAUGUGGUUUGGAUGUGACCAAGUGUUUUAAACCUUUAAAGGGUAAUGAUAAUCAUGACCUAAAGGGUCAUCUCAUUUGACAUCUUAAUGUUUUCAUUUCGGAGGGUUUGUUAACCAAUCAUAUCAGUUCACAUCUUCUGGGAGUUCCUCAGAAGAUUCCAGUGCUGUGCACUUUGUCAGAAUCGUGUUUUGGAGCUUGUUUUUCCAUCUGUCCAUUGUUUAAUUUUUAAACCAUUUAAAAACAGUAUGGCGAAAAGGUGACGUGCAGGCAAUCCCCCUAUUGCCCUUUACAAAGUGCCAAACUGGAAAAUUUUAUACUUAGGGGAUACAAGGGCACAGCUCCAGGGCUCAAGACUGUCAUGCUUUAACCCUUACACUUAACUGACCAAUAAAGGUCACUGAUUAUAAUGCACUGCUGUAAGAAUGGCAAAGAGUAGGUUAGACAUGGGGAAAGGUGUCUGGGAUCUGUUAUUUUAAAAUAAAAACUUGAAUAUUUCUUGUCGUUUUGUAUUUUUCUUUGGCAUAACCUGUGUUGGCUGCUAAUGGAGCAUAAUGUAUUUUAUAUAAUGAUUGACCUUUUUUUGUUAAUGUUUUGUCUGAUCUUUGAUUACUGACUGUCUGUUGCUAGGCUGCAUGUCAGAUAUCUGCAAGCCAUCACCGUUAAUGUUUGAUCAUUUAAUUUAUUGGAAUGACAGAGAAUUAUGUUUUACCCAAAACAACACUGAGACAUUGAGGACAGGAUGUGCCGUUUGAUUAUCUAAUUUGUUCACAUCUUGCUAUUUUCUUAGCUUUUGUUGACAUUCAUCAUUCAUCCUUUUAGGUCUGAAUGACAAAAAUACUACCUUAAUCAUCAGGAGUCCCUCAGAGUUUCCCGGUGACAGGAGAACUGUGAAAGCAUGACUAUCAAAGUCCAUGGAAGACCAUUUGAUUUACAAAUUAGUCGAGUUCACUGGAUAGGUGUCCCUGUUUUCACAAUCACUGGAGAACAGGCAUUCCUUAUACAGUCACUGCUUUUCUGUCAAUGUUUUCUUUCUAAAUAUGAUAUGUAUUUAUUUGAUUUGGUGGUCUUAUUUGAUGGCCUGAGAAGUAUGGCUAUAUAAAGAAUCUCUUUAUGUCAGCACUGUCUAAGAUAAUUGCUUUUUAUUUUCUUCAACCAGUUAGUCAGGAUUUAUGUUGGUUAACAACAUAAGUAACCGACUCAAUGACUAUGAAGUGCAAUUAUAAUAUGGAACAGUGAGGCCUCUACAAACAUGUUGAAAUGACUACAUUUACAUGAGUACAUGUAUGACCCCAGACUCCCAUACCCAAUCCCCUAUUCUUAAUUAAGAUUGUCAAAUAAAAAAUCUAAACCCA
This is a messenger RNA of Salvelinus fontinalis (brook trout), 5503 nucleotides long. Its product is annotated as protein FAM222A-like. The record is from RefSeq and is a predicted model, not a curated record. Lineage: Eukaryota; Metazoa; Chordata; Actinopteri; Salmoniformes; Salmonidae. The coding region runs from base 975 to 2348 and encodes 457 amino acids. The transcript has 2 exons.